Molecule: messenger RNA, 261 nt
Organism: Dictyostelium purpureum
Lineage: Eukaryota; Evosea; Eumycetozoa; Dictyosteliales; Dictyosteliaceae
Exons: 1
Coding region: 1-261 (86 amino acids)
Source: RefSeq, a predicted model, not a curated record
AUGUAUUUGAUACACGACGUUGUAAUGAAAUUUGCCAAACUUCAGAGAGCAAACAAAAGAAUAAAAGCCCACGAGCAUGUGACGACAUACUAUAGUCCCAUUGUGAAAGGGGCAUACUUCUUCGAUGUGGAAGAGUUUGGGGAUAAAAUACCACUAUUAGUACCCCUCACAACAUGGGAUAUGUUAAUAUGUAUAAAGACACUUUACAACGAGGAAAUACCCAUGAUUUUAGAAGAAAAAAAUAUAUUGGCCCAAUUAUAA